CCGCGCCUGGUUUUAGUUUCGAUUGUAUGUUGAAAUACACCAGAAUGAAGCUGGAGCUCUUGAACGACUAUGACAUGCUACUGAUGGUGGAACAGGGCAUUCGUGGUGGGUUAGUGCAGGCUGUCAAGCACUAUGCAAAGGCCAACAAUCCUAAGACACCCGAUUACGAUCCGUCAAAACCAGACUCAUGGAUCGUGUAUCAAGACUGCAAUAACCUUUACGGGUGGGCUAUGAGUCAGCCCAUGCCGUACGGUGGCUUCCGGUGGUAUAAAGGAACAGACCCUCUGGCUGACCUCCAAUCGUUGUCGGACACUGGUAAUACGGGGCGUAUAUAUGAAGUGGACGUAUCGUAUCCACAAGAGCUGCAUGACGAGCACAACGACUUGCCGUUCUUGCCUGUCAACGAUGUACCGCCGGGUUCCAAAGAGACCAAACUCAUGGCCACUUUGAAACCCAAACAGCGGUACGUCGUACAUUACGUUAAUCUUAAACAGGCGAUCGCACACGGACUGCAAGUCGAUAAAGUGCACCGCGUUUUAGAGUUUCAACAAAGUGCUUGGUUGAAACCAUACAUUGAGUUGAACACUGAAAUGCGGAAAAAGGCGGCAAAUGCUUUUGAAAUUGCAUUUUUCAAACUAAUGAAUAAUGCCGUCUUUGGGAAAACAAUGGAGAACAUGCGGAAACGCAUCCGUAUUGAGCUAAUCUCCAGUCCCGAACGUCUAAGCAAGCUCGUAAACCAACCAACCUUCAACGACUGUAUCAAAUACGGUGAAAGGUUGUGCGCCGUCAUAAUGGACACAAAGAUGGUCAAGUUUAUCAAACCAAUAUACGUCGGUUUAGCAGUGCUUGACAUUAGCAAGACGCUAAUGUACAAGUACUUCUACGACGUAUUGAAACCACAUUAUGGCAACGCAAUCGAAUUGGUUUACAUGGAUACUGACUCCUUCAUAUACCUGCUCAGAGUCGGCGACUUCUACCAGGAUUUAGCUGAUAGCCCCGAUUUACUGGUGCACGUGGACGCAUCUAGCCUGCCCAAGGAUCACCCUUGCUUCUCCACCGAUAGAAAGAAGAUGCCCGGUCUGUUUUCAGACGAGACCGGUGGCCUCACUCUCUUUGAGAUCGCUGCACUUCGGUCAAAGUGCUACGCAUAUGACAUGGAAGGCAGCGAACUCAUCAAGUCUAAGGGGAUCCGCGGGCAUGUCGUCCGGAACCAUCUGUCUUUGGACGACUACAAACAGUGUUUGUUCGAAGACGAUGGCGAUGGCGAUGAUGUGUCAAAACGAGCAUUGGCUGGAGAGAAUGCCCGUGUGGUCAUCGGAGCUGUACGCGAUGGUGAGACUCUACCGACAUUAUCGCUGCCAUACACUCCGUACCGACAGAACGUGUCAAUCCGUUCGUUCGAGCACGAAGUACGCACUUUACGUACAACCAAGUUGGCGCUUAACCGUUUCGACGAUAAGCGCUAUACGCUCGAAAACAGAAUCGACACGUUGGCUCACGGGCAUUAUGCUAUACCACCACCACCACCACCACCACAGGGAGGUUAAUACAAAUAUAGUAGUAUUUAAGUGAUUCUCGUUGGAAAAAAAAAUAUUGUUAAAAUUAAAUAUUGAAAUCAUAAUUUGUAAAAAAUAUGUGUACUAGUAUAAAUAGUUUUAAGAUUUUUUUUUUUUGUUAAAUAAUUGUAAAUAAAUGUUAGUAAUACACA
Molecule: messenger RNA, 1708 nt
Organism: Daktulosphaira vitifoliae (grape phylloxera)
Lineage: Eukaryota; Metazoa; Arthropoda; Insecta; Hemiptera; Phylloxeridae
Exons: 5
Coding region: 27-1547 (506 amino acids)
Biological process (GO): DNA replication
Molecular function (GO): DNA binding; nucleotide binding; DNA-directed DNA polymerase activity
Source: RefSeq, a predicted model, not a curated record